Messenger RNA from Aspergillus puulaauensis, 1470 nucleotides. RefSeq lists its product as uncharacterized. The transcript is spliced from 5 exons. NCBI's taxonomy places the organism in Eukaryota, Fungi, Ascomycota, Eurotiomycetes, Eurotiales, Aspergillaceae. The coding region runs from base 1 to 1470 and encodes 489 amino acids. Gene Ontology annotation, molecular function: O-methyltransferase activity. The record is from RefSeq and is a predicted model, not a curated record.
AUGAGGAACCCGAUCGUCCAGCUGCAGAUGGCCGUCGGCUUCCGACACUGCGGGGUGUGUUCGUUGGGUUCCGUGGUGAAGGGUUCCGUGGUGAAGUCGGGUCUAUUCGAUAUCACUGAAUGUAGUCUGGCUGAGACUUCUCGCGCCUCGGAGUCCGAAGGCCGGGAUCCAAGCAUACCCGUGGCACAGAGUACCAGUACUAGUACUAUCGUGGACCUGGCGAGGAAAAUCACCGCUGCAGCAGAAGUGAUCGAUGGAGUCACGUCUGAGAAUAACUUCAUUCUCUCCUUCGACGCCGACUCUCCUGACCCUUCAAGUCUCACCGGCGAGAAUGCACAAACGUACCAGCAAGCCCGCGUGGCCGUCCUCGAAGCAGCAAACGAGAUGAACGCUUUACUAUCUGGCCACAGCGGUGUCGUCUUCGAUCUCUGCACUUAUGUCCACGUUGCCUCGACCCUGCGCACAAUCCUAACAUUCAACCUCGCCUCCUCAAUCCCUGUAACGGGCAGUACACCCUACGACGCCAUAGCCAAAGAAACAGAUAAUCUCGACAAGAAAACAAUCCAACGCCUCUUCGCCAUCCUAACAGACCACCACAUCUUCAGCCAACCCUCGCCCGGCCACGUCUCACACACCCGCCUUUCCAAAGCCAUGCUCACGAACCCCGGUCUCGCAGCGAUAACCAAAUUCAGCUUCGAAGAGUUGUACGGAUUCUCGUACCACCUCACAGAGGCGUUAAAGAAGUGGGGGUCCAGCGAGGAGCCCAACGAGACGGGGUUCAAUGCCGCAACGGGCAGCGCGUCGACGCUGUAUGCCUAUAUCGACGAGAAUCGGGACAAGGCCAGCCCGAGCGCGUUUACGGCUGUGUUGGAGCAGACCGGGUCGUAUGAGUUUGCGGCUACGGAUGGGGUUGUCGAGGCGGUGGAUUGGGAGGGGUUGGGGGAGGGGGUUUUUGUUGAUGUCGCUGGGUCUGUUGGCCAUGUCAGUAUCGAACUUGCCAAACGGUAUCCGCAUCUGCAGUUUAUAGUGCAGGACUACGGGUCCGUUAUUCAACGAGGAGAGGCUGCACUGCCUGCUGAACUGCAGAACCGGGUCCGCUUCGAAGCAAAAGACAUGUUCGAGGAGCAGAAAGUCAUCCCGGACAAGAAGGUCGUCUACUUCCUGCGGGCGAUCCUGCACAACUGGAGCGACAAGUACGCCCGCCGCAUCCUGCAGGCGAUUGUGCCGGCGUUGAAGCCUGGGGAUCGCAUUGUGGUGAACGAGCAGAUUGUCACGGAUGGGAUGGGGUCGCUGCUUGAGCGGAUGGUGAGACUCAACGACAUGAACAUGUGGGCUGCGUUUAAUGGCCAGGAGCGGACAGCAGAGCAGUUCGAGCAGCUGGUCAGGACGGUGCAUCCAGGGCUGAGGAUUGUGCGGAUCAGCAGCUCGACGCUGGGAACGGGGGUUAUCGAGAUUGAAUUGCAUAGUUGA